CGUUCAGGUGAUGCCGCGACGUCACUGCGCUCUAAUCACGGAGCGCGUCAUCCGGACGGUGCGUAACUUGAUAAAUAUAUUACGCACAGCGGUUUGUUGUGAGCGGUGUCAAGGGUUCCUCUCCGUCUGUUCGGGUUCGGGUCUGGUCCUGCUCAUGGCGGCCUGUGAUUGGCUGAGCGCUGCCCCUCCCCCGCCGCAGCACGUGUCUGCCUGAAGCAGCGAGGGGGCGGUACGUCGCCCAUCGCGCUGCCCCGGUCGCACUGCUCCUGCACGAGACGCUGGAGAUGUCGGAUCCACGGAGGAUGACGGCGACUUCAACCGGGAGGCGCUGAGCAGAGACCUGGACCCGGACUGACCCCCUUUUAGGACGUUUAAAGAGGCACCGGCUGCACAGUGAGUCACCUCCACAGAACAGGGAGUUUAUGGAGAGGAGCUAACUUGGCUGUACUGAGCCGCCCCCAGCUUUCCCGCGCUCCCCCGCCCUCUCCAGCUGCAUCAUGGGAGACGUAGUCCAGAUGCACUUCAGCACGGUGGACUAUGUGAUCUUUGCGUUGCUGCUGGUGGCGUCGACGGGCAUCGGCCUCUUCUACGCCUUCUCCGGGGGGCGCCAGCGGACCACGCAGGAGUUCCUGCUGGCGGACCGCUCCAUGAGCUGCCUGCCCGUGUCGCUGUCGCUGCUGGCCACCUUCCAGUCGGCCGUGGCCAUCCUGGGAGCGCCGUCGGAGGUGUACACCUUCGGCACGCAGUACUGGUUCCUGGGCUGCUCCUACUUCCUGGGGCUGCUCAUCCCCGCCCACGUCUUCAUCCCCGUCUUCUACCGCCUGCGCCUGUCCAGCGCCUACGAGUAUCUGGAGCUGCGCUUCAACAAGACGGUCCGGAUCUGUGGGACGAUCACCUUCAUCUUCCAGAUGGUGAUCUACAUGGGGGUGGUGCUGUACGCCCCCGCUCUGGCCCUCAACGCAGUAACUGGGUUUGACCUCUGGGGGGCGGUGUUGGCUAUGGGCCUUGUGUGCACACUGUACACUGCACUGGGAGGUCUGAAGGCGGUGAUCUGGACGGAUGUGUUCCAGACGGUGGUGAUGUUCGCCGGGCAGCUGGCGGUCAUCGUGGUGGGGACCAGCCAGGCCGGGGGCAUCUCCGAGGUGUGGAGGAAGGCCAUGAACGGCAGCCGCAUCGCCUCCCUGGACCUGAACCCCGACCCCCUGGAGAGGCACACCUUCUGGACGCUGGGCGUGGGCGGGGUCUUCCUGAUGCUGGCGCUGUACGGAGUCAACCAGGCCCAGGUCCAACGCUACCUGAGCUCCAGGACGGAGAGGGAGGCCGUGAUGUCUUGCUACGUGGUGUUCCCGUGCCAGCAGAUCGUUCUGUCUCUGGGCUGUCUCAUGGGGCUGGUGAUGUUCGCCCGCUACGGAGAGGACAGCCCUCUGGACAAGGGCUACGUCAAGACCAAGGACCAGAUGGUGCUCUACUUCGUGAUGGACGUCUUCAGAGACCUGCCGGGUCUGCCUGGUCUCUUCGUGGCCUGCCUCUUCAGCGGAGCUCUCAGUACAAUCUCUUCGGCCUUCAACUCCCUAGCAACAGUAACCAUGGAGGACCUUAUCAAGCCCUUUUUCCCAAACAUGACUGAAGCCAAAGCUACGCUGCUCUCCAAGGCUCUAGCCCUUGGCUACGGUCUGGUGUGUCUGGCCAUGGCCUACGUCGCCUCCCUCAUGGGUUCGGUUCUCCAGGCGGCCUUCAGCAUCUUCGGCAUGGUGGGAGGACCACUACUGGGCCUCUUCUGCCUCGGAAUGUUUUUCCCCUGGGCCAACUCCACGGGGGCUCUGGUGGGCCUGUUCUCAGGUUUGGCCAUGGCCUUCUGGAUCGGGAUAGGCAGCUUUGUGAUGCGUCUGCCAGGCCCCGACCUCCUGCCAUACGCCAACACGACGGCCCCGCCCCUCCUGGGCAACAUGACGACGGUUGCCAUGACGACGCUGGUCAGCAACAUGACGUCCAAGACUAGGCCCAGUGGGGUGGAGGCCAUCUACAACCUGUCCUACAUGUGGUACAGCGCCCACAACUCUGCUACCGUGGUGCUGGUGGGGCUGCUGGUCAGCCUGAUCACAGGGCCCAUGAAGGAGAAGGACCUGACCCCCGGGACGGUGUUCCCGGUGUUGGGCACCCUGCUGUUCUUCCUGCCCGAGCGCUACAAGGAGAAGCUGUGCUGCGUGACCCCACUGGGCCACAAGCAUAAGGACGCCCAGCCCUACCUGACGGCCCAGAAGGAGAACCAGGAGGAGGUGGAGGAGGAGGUGGGGGGGCGCAAGGGGGCGGGGGAGAAGCUGGUGGAGGCCGGCCUGGCCGCCCCCCGGGCCUCCACCACCCUCAGCCCCCACCCCUCCGAAGAGACCGCCCUCUAA
Messenger RNA from Gadus chalcogrammus (walleye pollock), 2396 nucleotides. RefSeq names its product sodium-dependent multivitamin transporter-like. Gene Ontology annotation, molecular function: sodium-dependent multivitamin transmembrane transporter activity. Gene Ontology annotation, cellular component: membrane. Lineage: Eukaryota; Metazoa; Chordata; Actinopteri; Gadiformes; Gadidae. Bases 498 to 2396 code for a protein of 632 amino acids. The transcript is spliced from 18 exons. Gene Ontology annotation, biological process: biotin transport; sodium ion transport; pantothenate transmembrane transport. The record is from RefSeq and is a predicted model, not a curated record.